Molecule: messenger RNA, 4665 nt
Organism: Fusarium coffeatum
Lineage: Eukaryota; Fungi; Ascomycota; Sordariomycetes; Hypocreales; Nectriaceae
Exons: 4
Coding region: 1-4665 (1554 amino acids)
Biological process (GO): Golgi to plasma membrane transport; exocytosis
Cellular component (GO): plasma membrane; exocyst
Molecular function (GO): phosphatidylinositol-4,5-bisphosphate binding
Source: RefSeq, a predicted model, not a curated record
AUGGACCGCGCAAACGGGGGUGGCCCCGGCGCAGCAGCUGCUGCCAAUAGGGCAGAGCGAUUCGAGGAUGAGAAGCGCCGCAUUAUCGAAAGCUGUUUCAACAAGAAGGAUGUUGAUGGUUCCCUUCUCGAAACCUACAUUACCCAUAUCCGAAUCACCGAAUACGGCUCCUAUCCCACGACCCCUCCUCCACCUCAAGCGCGGACAGCUGAAAAUCAGAAACCUCGAAUAAUAAUCGUAGCUGUGCGCAAAUCCGGACGAGUUCGCCUACACAAAUCCAAAGAAAACCAAAAUGGUACAUUUUCGAUUGGCAAAACAUGGAAUCUCGACGACCUAACGCGCAUCGAAUCCUACACUGGCCCUGAGGCCAGGCCAGAUCAUCGCGACUGGGCUGGCGACACCGGCUUUCAAGUGACACUCGGAAAGGCCUAUUUCUGGCAUGCCCAGACGGACAAGGAGAAAAAAUUCUUUAUCGCAAGUCUUAUCAAGAUAUAUGGAAAGUACACGGGUGGAAAGACGCCGGAGCUUGCAGGAUUUGAGCAAAAGGAGUAUGAGCAGGUUAUGGGAGCUACAAGGCGACCAGCCACCGGUGGUUCCAGACCCCCUCCUCCUCCACUGUCUGAGCAAGCUACCAGCCAGAAUGCGAGCGCACCUCCUCGUCCUAUACACCCUAUGCACCCUUCGCACCAAGGCCAACAAGGAAAUCAGGGGCGCGAAGGACAACCUUCAGCUGGACCUCAAGAUGUCCCUUCAUUUAUGACACCUCCUUCUCGCCCAGGACACCCGAACCUUGGCGCUUCGCCUGUUGGAAGCUUUGAAUCAGGUGCUUCGAGGGAACGUCCGCCUCAACCUCGAUGGAUGGCCCAGAACAAUAAAAGUCAGGAUUCUGUCGCUACCUCGUUCACUGCGAGGAGCGAUGAUGGUUCUAGCUUACCACCACGGUCUCGCAAUGGUGUCAACGGACCAGGGUCAUAUGGCAGAUUUGGAGAGCCUGCUGAUAAUCGUGCACCGGCUGUCCUUACACCUCCUCAACCUCAGCCUUCGCCCAAGUCACAACCGCCAGCCAUUCUCUCACCUCCUCAGGGUCCUCCACAACCAGUGCCUUCACCUCUCCAGCUAGAAAGACCGCCCCCGGAAAGGAGACGACCGCCUAUGGAUCCAACUCGCCCUCAGGAUCGAGACUUGGUUCCUCCACCACUAAUCAGUCCUAAUAAGGAGCCAAUGGCCCCUCCGCCUCGCAGCAGCGAACGUGUCGUGCCAAGAAUGGACAAUGCAAGUCAGAAAUCGGCAAACAGUUCGUUCAACGGAAGUUUCCAAGACCAACCGAACCCGCCACCCACAGGAAGGCUACCGGAUCCCCCCAAACGGGAGCCACUUCCUACACCUUCUGCUCUCAGACCAGGAUCAUCACCAUCUCGUCCGCCGACUCAGACUCCAAAUCCAACUCCAGCAUACCAGCAGGCUACAGUGCCAAGCGAUACCCCUAGUCCUUUACAAGCUUCAGCUCGCAGACCUAGCCCUGCGCCAGUUCCAGACCCCAGUCCUGCAAAAGCUCGAGGUCCCAGUCCGUCGCCAGCUCGAAUACCUAGCCCAGCUCCAGCCCGCGUUCCCAGUCCUGCUCAAGGUCAUACACCGAGCCCCGCACUAGCUCUCUCUCCAGGCUCUGGAGGAGGCUCCUCCGAUGUCUCGCCAAUGACAGUGAGCGUGCCCAGAUUCGCAAAUAUACAGCCGCCAGCUCCUGAGGUUCCCAAGCAGGAAACCCCUCAGCCUGUAGAUGAGCCAUCACCGGGAGAGCGUUCGGUGGAUUAUUCCGACCAAGACUCAAAUGCAUCACCGGCAGAACCAGGUCAAGAAGCAAGACCUGGCCUGGGUCCUAUGAUUAAAGCCAAAAAGUCCAGAAACGAGAUCGCUGGCGCGCUUUGGAAGGCUGCAUCCGCAGCAAAUGCUGCCACAGCCUUCAAACCCAGACCUGGCGGUGCUGCAGAGCGUAUGCGCCUCCUGAAGACCAAGGUAGGAGAGGAGGGACCAGAUGGCAUCAACAGCGUUGUGCCUGCGCCUCCAAGACCAUCUGAGCAACCUACUCCCGAGGAGACGCCCAGAGAAACACCCAAGGCCGAAGAGGACAAACAACUGGAGCAACCUAAACCGGCAGAGCAGCCGAAGUCUGCGAACCGCAAUUCUCUGGUUCCUGAAGUCAAAAUCAGUCUUCCAACGAGCAGGCCAACUAGUAUGCACGGCCCGCCACAGGAAGUGCAGAAGCCAACUGAGCCUGAAAAAGAGAAACCCCGUCGCUCCAUUAAUGCAGGCAACGAUAUGAAGUACCUGCAGUCAUUAGGAGUCAAUCCUUCCAUUCUUGACGAAAGGAGUGAGGACUUCGCUCAAUGGCUGGAUUACUUUGGAUGGGUUCCGGGUGAUCAAAUGCGCGCGCGUAACGUAGAAGAUAUGAGGACUGACUUGGAGCGUGAACUCAACAAAGCCCAAGCCGGUGGCUGGCUGGCUCGUUUCCGCGAAGAGGACGAGCGUGUUGAUGCGAUCAAAGCAGGGCUCGAUGUUGCCAUGGCUGAGUGUGAGGAGUUAGACAAUCUGCUUACACUCUACUCCGUCGAGCUUUCGACCCUUUCGGAAGACAUUGCAUAUAUCGAAGCUCAAGGUCAAGGUCUUCAAGUACAGACCGCUAAUCAGAAGCUACUCAAGAAGGAACUCGAGUCUUUGCUCGAGACUUGCGCUAUCACAUCAAAGGAGCUCGAUGUCCUUAGAUCGGCGCCUCUGGAUGAUAUCCGCGGUCUGCAAGAUGUUGAAUCAUCUCUUGUCACACUUUAUAAGGCUAUGGUCAAGAUUGAUCCUUCUCGCACUAGUGCUGGUCAGGGAGUGGUGGAUGUCACAACAGACCCAAACCAAGGCCAUGGUCUUAACCCCGACUUCAAACAGAUGCGAAUUGUCCAGGAGAAGAAGCAGGUUUACGAUCAAGAAAGUGCCAUGUUCAUUGGUAGAGUCGUCGCUUUUAUGUCUGGACAGUUUAACCAAGCCUUUACAGAAACAAAGCUUGCUAUGGAAGGAGCUUUGGCGAGAAAGGUGGAUUCAACACAUCACGAUCUUGGCCGUGACUCACUUUGGCAAUUCAGCCCUCUUAUGCUCUACGCCCGGGAUAUGCAUGGUGAGGAGUGGAACCAGGUCAUACAAAUCUAUCAGGAUAAGAGUCAGCCUGUAUACCGAACAGAGUUCCAAGCUGUCAUCGCAUACUGGCGUAGGAAUGCCAGGAAGUUGACAGGAGAGGAGGGCGAGCUGCUGUUCACAUCAGCAAUUGAGAACAAACAGGACGGAGGAGGUGUGGCAACCACUGCCAGGAAGCUGACAGUCAAGCGCAGCGGAACUUUGGCCAGAGCCCUCCGAUCCCCUCGAGAAGACGGUGGCAACAAAUCAAAGGUUGAGAAGAAGCCAGACGACAAUAAAGAUGCGCCUUACGAAGUCUUCUCAGGAGUUUUGGAUAACUUACUUCCCUUGAUGCAGAUGGAGCAAAACUUCAUUGUUGACUUCUUCCAUGCAUCGACGCUUGAACAAAUCGAUUUCCCUGAAGCUGUUGCUGCAACGCCACCCUAUGAACGAGCAGGUACUGACCUCAGGCGGCCACGAUUAAUGGAACCCGACAGAGACCUAGCCAGGCGUAUUCUGCGUGCAAUGGAGGUCAUCUUUACUUUCAUGGAGUCAGAACUGCUACGUCUCAUGGAAUGGGUUGUCGGGCAGGAUCCUUUACAAGGUAUUGGCGUGUUGGCGACUCUAGAGAAGUAUAUUGCCGAUGUUGGGCAAUCUAAUCAGGAAUACAUUAACACCCUCCUACAAAAGCUCCACGGCCAUUUGGAAGUUCGGUUCAAGAAGUUUGUCGAUGAACAGCUUCGUGCCAUCGAAGAAACGAAGGUCAAGAUCAGCAAGCGCAAGGGUGUUAUUGCAUUCAUCCGUAUCUUCCCUCACUUCUCUAGUGCUGUUGAGAACAUGCUGGUUGGCGUUGACGGUACGCUAGCAGCUCGAGGCACCAUUGAUCGUGAAUACAACCGUAUACUGAAGACUAUGUAUGACUCGCUGAUGGUCAUCGCACGAGAGAACCCCGCGGCUGGCGUAGCGACCAAUUCUGCGGAUCCAGAGGACAAGGAGGCACUCAAUUUCCAUAUUCUACUGAUUGAGAACAUGAACCAUUUCCUGGAAGAGACGGACACCCGGGGAUUGGAGGUCCUCGAGGAAUGGAAGGACAGGGCCAACACGACGUACUACGAACACAUGAACUUGUAUCUCAGUGCGGUGAUGCGUCGACCACUUGGCAAGGUUUUGGAGCAUCUCGAGAGCAUGGAAGCUCAAUUACAAUCAGGCAAAUCUCCCGCAGCGAUUGCUGCGCAACCCUCGAACAGCAAGACGGUCUUCAACAAGGUUCUCAGCAACUACGAUUCCAAGGAAAUCCGCAAGGGUAUCGAAGCACUACGCAAGCGUGUUGAGAAGCACUUUGGCGACGCUGACGACCCAGCGCUGAGCCGAGGAUUGGUCAUAAAGGUGCUAUCGGAGUGCGAGCAGUUUUACGAAGAAGUUGAGAGACGGGUUGGCGAAGUGACGACCAACAUUUAUGGUGGUGAUGUCGCUUUCGAAUGGCCUCGAGCCGACGUCAAGGCUGCAUUCCGCUAA